Messenger RNA from Toxorhynchites rutilus septentrionalis, 2576 nucleotides. RefSeq lists its product as uncharacterized. The coding region runs from base 181 to 2499 and encodes 772 amino acids. Lineage: Eukaryota; Metazoa; Arthropoda; Insecta; Diptera; Culicidae. The transcript is spliced from 7 exons. The record is from RefSeq and is a predicted model, not a curated record.
CUCUUGCGAUCGUUCGGAAAGUGUGGUAUUUUCUCGCUACGGUGUUGUGUCCGUUCCUGUGCACCGUGUCAAACUAAAGUGGUCCUUUGAAAGAUUUUCUUUCCAGCUAGAAAUACUGCCUUGCCUUCUUGUGUUAUAUCGAGCAUCUCUGGUUUAAAUCAAUCUAAAAAUCAAAGUGCAAUGUCUCGUGCCGAAACCAGCCGCAUCCAUAAAACGAACGAGAACCGCAUCCAACCGGGCCGGGUUCUGAUCGUACUGAACGAUUCCAGCACGUUGGACAGUGUGGUGUAUGACAUUGCGCUGCGAUGUGGCCCGAUCAGGGAAAUACGCCGGCCAGGCCUCAACUCGUCGCUGAUCUUUGUCCAGUACGAAAACGAAGCUUGCGCUCCGGCGGCAAUCGAUGAACUUAGGAACUACCCUUUAUUCCGGACGGUGGAGCAUGCAUUAAUAUCGGAACGAUUUUGCAAUGGUUCCGAUGGGAACCAAAAUGAUCUCAAAUCUCACAAAUCUCAAAAAAAUAAUUCGGGGAAGUUUAACGAGAACAAAGAAGGUGGCCGUGCUAACAACACAAAUCGCCACCAAAAUAACAAUCCAAAAUAUAAUAACACAUCUAACAAUACGAGUAAUGAAAGAAAUUCCCCUGGAAAUAAUGUAUCAAAUAGUGGCUUGUUUCAUUCUGCGGAUCUCGUUCAGUUGCCAUCGGAAUUGAUGCCACCGUUUCCGCUUGGUUGUUGGUUCUGCACCAAAAUGCCCAACUUUGAGUGCCAGUGUGGAGCAUAUUACUGCGAUACCUCGUGCCAGCGUUCGGAUUGGACAAAACACAGAGUGGUUUGCAUGCCCCGCCUAGUUCCAAUUUCCUACUCUAACAAACGAAUGCUUCAGGAGGCAACGGCUUCCAAAAAUACCUUCGCACUCAAUGGGGUUUCCCCACAGCAAAGGGAGGAAAAUAAAUUCAGUUCACCUCCAAAUUAUGGACAGCAGCAACAAAUGCAGCCACAUCAGCAGCAGAAUCAGUUCAAUCAAGCCCAGAAUGGACCCCGGAACCACACUCCGAACAAACAAACGAACGUCAAAAAUCAAAACCAGAAAAAGAAGCAACAACAACAACAACAAAAAAAUAGCACCGAUACAAAACCCAACCAGCAAUCCGACAUCCAACAGCCUUCGGGUAGCGACUCUACCCCGGAGCAUGCCUCUUCCAGCUCCAACACGAAUCCACUGAAUCAAUCCAAUUCGGAAGUUUCGAGUCAGGUUAGCCAGAUGAGCAGCAAGAUGGCGCUGAUGCGCCUCAAGUCGAGGAAAAGCGUCAGCAAUGGCACUAGCCAAGAGCGCACACUGCAACCGGGAAAAUUCCCACCCCAAGGAUCCCUCGUGAAGCUUACAUCCUCGCUCGCGUCCGGGGUUGUGUUCAUCUAUCACAACAACGCUCAACCUAGCGAUUACUGUGAGCUGGCAAACCAGAUCUACCAAGCGGCCGAAAGGGCAAGUCAUUUGAAGGAAGCCCCCAAGGUAGAUGACGUUAUUUUUGCGCCCUUCCAGGGUGGAUACUACCGGGGCAAAGUGCUGGCCGUGAACGGUGACCAGCUGAGGGUGCAGUAUCCGGACUUCGGUAACGUGGACAGCGUCCAGUGGAAGGACGCGAAAGAAAUUGUUGACGAGCGGAUCAAGUGGGCCAAGUAUCUGACCCAUCCGGUCCGGUUGGAAGGCGUCGAAGCGUUGAGCAAGGAGAUGAAGCUGCUGCUGGAUGAAGUCGAAGGAGUCGAUGACUUCGAGCUGGUGAAGGCUAGCCCGACAAGUAAUCCCAACUUGAAGGAAGUGGUGCUGAAGCAUCCGAAAAAAUCGAUCACCCUAAAUAUGCAGCUGAUGGAAGUGAGAGAAAAAGAGCUGCGCGUGAAGCAGGAACGGGCGAAACUUGAGAAGGAACGCAAGGAAAAGGAGGAACAGCAGAAGAAGGAGAUGGCGAGCAAAGUUACUGCGGAUGUCAAAUACCAACCGGUUUUAUUCGAUGAUGCAAAGGACACCAAACAGCUACCGCAAGAUACCGACCAACAAUUGCUCAUCAUCGAUGCAAGCGAGCUGCUCCACUCGCAGAUAGUGUCCGUCAUCGCGCUGGCCGAUGUGGACGCUUACGGCGCCGUUGUUGAAGCGUGUGGAACGUUCGGUCCCGCCGAUCCCCAUCCGUAUAAACCCAGCAAGGAGGGCGAGAUGUGUCUGGUGGUGUUCCAAAACGACUGGUUGCGGGCUCUGUACGACGAGUCCGAGCCGGGCAGCUAUCUACUGCUGGACGUGGGCGUUAUCGCUCAGGUUCCGGCCGAAAAUGUGCGAGCAUUCCCGCCCGGGUUGAGCCGCGUCGUUUACAACAACGAGGUCAUCGUGGAGAAUGUGUCCGUCCUCGAGCAGAUGAUGAUCGACGGCAAGUCGGAAAGCAUCAACGGGAAGCUGAUCAAAGCGCAUGUAUACACAACGGAAGAGGGCGUUCACGUUCGCAUCCUUGCCUGAUUCCCAUAAGUAGUCUUUUUUCUUAUGUUUACAAAGUCACACGACUAUAUUUUUUACUAACUUUUUGUAUCAUGUAA